This is a messenger RNA of Penicillium olsonii, 987 nucleotides long. The record is from the annotation of a GenBank genome assembly. Lineage: Eukaryota; Fungi; Ascomycota; Eurotiomycetes; Eurotiales; Aspergillaceae.
AUGUCCGACGACGAUGAUUACAUGAAUAUGGUCAUCGAGGAACCUACCCAAAAGGAGACUCUGACACAAAGAAAGCGCCGUGAGCAACGCGAGGCCGAAACCCGAGGUCGCGUCCUCUCGAAGUCCGAGCGUGCCGCCCAGGAAGCUGCCCGCCGCGAUGAAGCUCUCGCGACGAGCACCCUCAACCCGACCAACAAGGGCUUCCAGAUGAUGGCCAAGCUAGGUUUCAAACCCGGCGAGGCACUGGGCAAGCGUGUCAGUGAGGAAACCGAGAGCGACUCCUCCCGAGCACGCGCCGAGCCACUGAACCUCACCUUCAAAGAAAACCGCGGCGGAAUCGGUCUCGACAGCGAGAAAAAGCGCAAGAUCCGCGAGGAGGCCGAGGAAGCUUCGAAGAAAAUCAAGCACGAGGAAGGGACGUAUCGGGAUCGUGUGCGCGAAGAACGCGAGACAAAACGGACAGAGGCGCAAGUGCGCGCUGCGCAAAAAGUGGCUGAGCGGCUGGAUGCGGGCGAAGAAUCAGACCAACCCAAAACCGGGGAUGAGGAUAACGCCAAAGACGAUGAGACACCCAAGCGCAAGCCGGUCAAGCUCACGUCCCAAAUCAACGUUCUUUAUCGGGGUCUAGUUCGUGAGCGCGAAAAGCACGAUAAUGAUCGGCAAGCGCGCCACGCCAUGCAGUCUUCGCUGCCGUCGUCAUUCUUCCCGAGGGCGAAGCUUCCGGAAUACGACGAUCCGACGCUAGAGCGGGAGGACAAGAAAGCCCUCGGACAGCUUGAUCAGCAGACGUCAGCGCUAGAGAUUGAGCUUGAAGAAGAGGACGAGGAGCUCGAUGCGUUCAACGCUCUUGAGCCUGGAGAGCGACUACAUAAGUUGGUCAUGUACCUUCGCGAGGAACACCGGUAUUGUUUCUGGUGUAAAUUUGCCUACGAAACGGAGGCCGAGCUGGAAGGAUGUCCUGGGCUUACGGAGGAGGAUCAUGACUGA